Aspergillus oryzae RIB40 is the source of this 552-nucleotide messenger RNA. RefSeq lists its product as uncharacterized. Gene Ontology annotation, molecular function: ATPase-coupled transmembrane transporter activity. Gene Ontology annotation, biological process: transmembrane transport. Gene Ontology annotation, cellular component: membrane. The transcript has 4 exons. Bases 1 to 552 code for a protein of 183 amino acids. The record is from RefSeq and is a predicted model, not a curated record. NCBI's taxonomy places the organism in Eukaryota, Fungi, Ascomycota, Eurotiomycetes, Eurotiales, Aspergillaceae.
AUGCUCGGAGAGAUACCAUGUAGCCAAGGGCUGGUCCGGAGGUAUUUCAAAGACGUGGCAUACUGUGAUCAAGUCCCGUGGUUACGCAACAUAACAAUCCGACAAAACAUCAUCGGCGACUCGAGCUAUUCGUUCAAUGAGAAACUCUACGACUCGGUUAUCGAAGCAUGUGCCUUGAAGACAGAUUUCUCUCAGCUUCCUGAAGGCGAUCAAACCAUUGUUGGCUCUAACGGUGUGACCUUGAGUGGCGGCCAAAAGCAACGUAUAACUCUACUACGACCAACCGUAUCUUUGAGAAGGUUGACUGUGAUGGUGAAUACGGAGCCAUCCUCAGACCUGGAGCCAGUGAAGAAACCCAUCCGUCCUCCAAUGGAUCAUAUUAUUCGGCGAAACAAAGAAGUCGAUGCUACACGACAAUCUGGAGACACCGCAGUUUAUGCGUAUUACCUCCGGGCUGUUGGAUGGCGAGACAGCAUUUUUCUUCUCAUACUAGGCGCUGUGAGCGUCUUUUGCGACAAAUUUCCAAGUAGGAGCCUCAUUUACAAUCAAUAA